Messenger RNA from Olea europaea var. sylvestris, 523 nucleotides. Its product is annotated as protein NRT1/ PTR FAMILY 2.3-like. Gene Ontology annotation, cellular component: plasma membrane. Lineage: Eukaryota; Viridiplantae; Streptophyta; Magnoliopsida; Lamiales; Oleaceae. Bases 161 to 523 code for a protein of 120 amino acids. The record is from RefSeq and is a predicted model, not a curated record. The transcript is spliced from 2 exons.
AUUUAAGGCAUUAUUUGGAUAAUAGGACCCAUCCACAUAGAAUUUCUGUUCAUUUGUGGGGUUUCCUCUUCUUGCAAGUUUACUGCCUGGCCAAUUCUUUAUAUAAAGAUCAAGAGUUGACAGUAAAUGCAUAGAAAUUGCUAGCUGCUUUACAUUCAACAUGGAGAGUGGUUCAAUCUCUGUCGAUGGAGAAGCCCAGCUUUGCGGCACCACCAAAACCAAACACGGUGGAUGGAUCACCUUCCCCUUCAUUAUAGCUACUUUAGCUGGGUUAACACUAGCCGGAGGAGGGUGGCUGAGCAACCUAAUUGUUUACCUGAUCGAUCAAUUCCAUAUAAACAGCAUCGAUGCUGCUCAAAUAAACAACGUGGUUAGUGGCUGCACGAGUUUGUUUCCCAUCGUUGGAGCAAUCGUUGCCGAUUCAUUUCUUGGUUCUUUCGCUGUCAUCUGGAUUUCCUCUAUCAUUUCUUUGCUGGUAAUAAAACAGAAUCUCACCAUUGCUAGAAUUUCUUCUACCCUCUAG